Messenger RNA from Cordyceps militaris CM01, 2148 nucleotides. Its product is annotated as oligopeptidase family protein. Gene Ontology annotation, molecular function: serine-type endopeptidase activity. The transcript has 4 exons. Gene Ontology annotation, biological process: proteolysis. The record is from RefSeq and is a predicted model, not a curated record. Bases 1 to 2148 code for a protein of 715 amino acids. NCBI's taxonomy places the organism in Eukaryota, Fungi, Ascomycota, Sordariomycetes, Hypocreales, Cordycipitaceae.
AUGGUUGUCCAUCACCGGCUUACAGCCGAGUCCCUCAUCGAGACCCCCAAGAGAAGCCCCGUCGUGCCAAACUACAAUGGCGAAUAUGGCCUGUAUACCGUCUCGACACACAGAAUCGGCUGCGGCACCACGAAGGAGGUUCGAGUGAUGCACUUUGAAGACAAUCAGUCUGUCCAGCUGACCGACGACGCCAAUGUCCACGACGCCCGCUGGAUCCCGCACACCAACGAUGUGGUCUAUCUCAAGUCGACGGAAAAUGGACGGACCGAGGUGUUCUUUGCAAGAAGCUUUGGCAAGGACCAUUUUAAAAUUGCCGAAUUUGAUGCAGCGCUGUCGAGCCUCAAGCUGAAAGCGCUCGCGGAUGGGACCGUCGUCUUCAUGGUCGCCGGCCUGUCGGACCACCAUGGCCUGCUGUACAACGAAAAGGCAGAUCAGAAGCCCGACUCGGUCUUUUUAAAACAUGCCAGGUCCGAAUUUGUGGUUGACCGGACUCUGCAGUGGAACGAGCUCUACCGUGAGCAGCGAUACAGUCUCUGGUACAACGUGCUGCGACACACGAGCAGCCGGAGAUGGGAGCUGCCGGAGAUCCUCCACAACCUCGUUUCCGAAAACACCAUCGAGGCGCCGUACGGCAUGUACAUGUCCGGUCCGACGCCGGCCGUGGACAACUUCGACCUGGCCGACGGCGGCGUCGCCUUCAUCGGCCGCGACCUGGCCCGGACGUCGCCGGAGCAGAGCGAGAACACGUAUCCCUACUUUGUCGCCAUCGACUCGUACACGCUCCCGCCCGCGCAGAAGCCACAGCCGAUUGCCGUGCCGCCCAGCCUGCAAGGACAGGCCUCGUGCAUGCGGCUGUCGCCCGACGGCACCACGCUCGGCUUCCUCUUCGCCCGAGAGGGCGGCGACGUCGAGGACCGGCACCUCUACCUGUGCCCGACCAGCACGCUGCAGUCAUUCAACUUUUUCCAGCUCGUCAGCCGCACCGUGCCCGCCGACGACUACAACCCGCCGACCCGCUUCGACUUUGCCGGCGACGCCUAUUCCUGCGUCUUCAUGAGCGAGCGCUGCGGCCGCGUCGUGCUUUCCUACCUGAAGCUCGGCGAGCACCGGAGUCCCGUAACCAUUUUCGAGCGUGGCACCGCGGCGGCGUACUACCCGCUCGUGCACGGCGACUGGAGCAGGCUGCUCGUCUCCAGCAGCAGCUUCAUUGACUGCAGCCUCUGGCAGGUCGUCGACGUGGAUGCGCAACGGGUCGUCCGGACCAUCUCGUCCGCCACGCGGGACGGCGAGAAGCUGGGGCUGCACGCGGAAAUGGUGUCGGAGCUUUGGUUCGAGGGCUCGGAAAGCGCGCUCAUGCAUGCGUUUGUCGUGCGCCCGGCCGCAUUUGACGUCACAAAGACGUAUCCGUGGAUCUUGUCGCCGCACGGCGGCCCGGAGGCGGCCUGGACGGACGGCUGGAAGCAGCAGUUUCACGCGGCGGCGUGGGCGGAGCAGGGCUACGUGGUCAUCCUGCCAAACAUUACCGGCAGUACCGGCUUUGGCACCAAGUUCCGCGACAACGUUCGAGGAUCGUGGGGUGGACGCCCAGUCGAGGAUCUCCUUCAGCUGAUGAAGCAUCUAGAGACUGUUCCCUAUCUCGACCAGGAUAAAGCCGUCAUCAUUGGCGCAAGCUUUGGCGCCUACAUGAUCAGUUGCCUCUGCAGCCACGAAGUCGUCACCAAGUUUUGCGGCGCCAUCUGGCACGACGGCAUCUUUAGCCUACCCACCUGGCUGCUGCAGACCGACCAGAUCGUCCACGAUGGCAGCUUCGGUGCGAGCACCUUUCCCUGGAUCCAGCCGGCGAACCUCGCGCAGUUCGACCCGGCGCGGCCCGACCGGCUCGCGCAGUUCCGCCACGCACCACCGACGCUCGUGACGAGCGGCGACCGGGACUACCGGUCGCCGACGACGGAGGCGCUGGCUUUUUUUAAGACACUGCGCGGGCAAGGCGCGCCCGCCGCGCUGCUCACGUUUGCCGACGAGGGCCACUGGAUCACGGACAGGGAGGAGAAUGCGCUGCGCUGGUACAGAACGGCAUUUGCGUGGGCAAAGAGCUGUGUCGAGGGCAGGAUUCGGCGCGGUGAUGUGGACUACAGCAUCUCCGAGUAG